AUGAGAAAGAAGUAUUUGCAUCAAGGCCAGGAGAUUAAACGUGUGGGUUGGGAACUGGAGAGAGCGCGUUGUCUCGCUCGGGGCCCCCCCGGUGCCAGAGUUCUCGCUUUCAUCGCGCGGGGUGAGAGAUUUCUCCUGGACGUUUUUCGGGGCUGUGCGGCUACAGGCUUCAUGUUCAGUGGAUCUUUACUGGUGUGCUGCAUCCUGCUGCAGAGGAACCUUGCGACCACAGAGGGGCAUCAUGGGACCAACCGCCACGUCUUCUAUGCCGUCCAGAUGAGAGGAGGCGCCACAGCCGUCCGAGCUCUGGCCGAGCAGCACGGGCUGGAGUUCAUACAGCGGAUUGGCAGCCUGGAGGGCCUGUACACCCUGAGGGACAGCAGGGGGCGCUCUGAUAGAGUCACCUUUGAGGGGAGACUUCUGUCUGCAGCAGGGGUCCUCUGGGUAGAGAGGCAGCGAUGUCAUUACAGAGACAAGCGGGUUCCCCUGACGGGACGAGACUACGGUCGGACGAAAGGUUCCCAGAAGAAACGGCCUCCAGCUGACAGCCCGUCUGAGGAGAGGAUGGACGACCAGUCGCUCACCUUCAACGACCCGCUCUGGCCCAUGCAGUGGGAGCUGUUCGCACAGGGUGAAUACAACUCUAGUGGGUUUGACCUGAAUGUGAUGCCAGUUUGGAGGAACAACAUAACCGGCAGCGGCGUGGUGGUCAGCAUCAUCGAUGACGGUGUGGAUCACACAAACAAGGACCUGAGGAAAAACUUUGAGGCCCUCGCCAGCUUUGACCUGCGGGCCUCGCACGGUCUGUCUCAUGAUCCCAUGCCUGUCAGAGAUGAGGAGAACAGUCACGGCACGCGCUGUGCCGGCGAAGUUGCUAUGGAGGCCAACAACUCCUACUGCGGUGUGGGCAUCGCCUUCAAUGCCAGGAUAGGAGGUAUCCGUCUGCUGGACGGUGUCGUCACGGACGCCAUGGAGGCCUCGGCUCUGACCUACAACAUGCACUUCAUCGACAUCUACGUCUGCAGCUGGGGCCCGCGGGACACCGGGGCCGAGAUGGACGGGCCACACCGCCUGACGGAGCGAGCCCUCCGGCUAGGAACUCAGAAGGGCCGACGUGGGAAGGGCAGCAUCUUUGUGUGGGCGGCGGGUAAUGGUGGAACGCAGCGUGACCACUGCGGUGCAGAUGGGUACGUUAACUCCAUCUACACCAUCGCCAUCGGAGCCGUCGUCCGGACCGGGAAGCCCGCCUACUUCGGUGAACCCUGCCCUGGAGUGAUGGCCGUCACCCUGACAGGUUCCAACAUGGGAGACUCGCUACCUUUGGUGACUGUGACCAACACUGGAGAUGGGUGUGUCACGCGCUUCCCAGGUACCUCCAGUGCCGCUCCGAUUGCUGCAGGGAUUCUGGCUCUUGCUUUGGAAGUGAAUCCGUUGAUGACGUGGAGGGAUGUUCAGCAUCUGAUCGCCAUGACGGCGAAGAUCCCCGAUCCCGAAGAGCCGGGCUGGACCAUCAAUGCAGCAGGAUACCAUGUUCACCACAGGUAUGGGUUUGGCGUGUUGGACGCUGGGCUGAUGGUGCAGCACGCUGCGCUGUUCCAGGGAGCUACUCCACAGAGGAAAUGCAAGCAAGAGGUCGCAUUUAAUCCAGCCAGAUCCUUCUCUGCUGGAGGCCAAGUGAGCAUCAGCAUCGAAUCCGAUGCCUGCCGAGGGAGAGCUAAUGAAGUCAACACUUUGGAGCAUGUGCAGGUGAGAGUGAGUAUUUCGGCGUCGUGUCGCGGCGACCUCUCCAUAAGUCUGGAGUCUCCGGGCGGCACAGUGUCUCUGCUGCUGGACACCCGGCCCAACGAUGCCUCGGCUGCUGGCCUGAAGAACUGGACCCUGAUGACGUUGCACUGUUGGGGCGAGCAGCCGCGAGGCCUGUGGACCCUGAAGGUGGCCGACCAUAAAGGCAGCGUGUGGAGCUGCAGGAGGCAGAGCGAGGAGGAGGCUGCCGGAGCUCUGCUCAGCGCCGCACUCAUCCUGUACGGCACCCACCGCCCACACAAGGCCACGCUCGAGGGGCCCCUGCAGAGCGUCGUGUCUAUGGGGGGCCGUCACCCGGUCCCUCACGGUGGGCUCUACCGGAGGGACCGCUCCCCUCCUCUGGACGUGCUUCAGUGGGUCUUCCACAUGGAGAGGGACAGGAAAGUACGAGCUAGCGACAUCACUUUGCCAAGCAAACACAAGAUGUCGGAAACUACAGGAGGCAGAGCGACGAGCAUGAACCUCAUCGAGCCCCCAACGCGGAGGGGGGCUUUGAAGCUACGUCCAUCAGAUGGUCAGCAGAUGUCCAGACCUGUUCUCGCGACGAAAACAGAACCGAAAGGAAGAAGAUGGACAGACAGAACUGGUCCUUACCAUCAAAAGAGUCAAAGGGUGUCGCCACGAAGACGGACCAAUUGGACCAAUCAGAACCACUAG
Xiphophorus maculatus (southern platyfish) is the source of this 2460-nucleotide messenger RNA. Its product is annotated as furin-like protease kpc-1. The transcript is spliced from 21 exons. The coding region runs from base 1 to 2460 and encodes 819 amino acids. Gene Ontology annotation, molecular function: serine-type endopeptidase activity. Gene Ontology annotation, biological process: peptide hormone processing. The record is from RefSeq and is a predicted model, not a curated record. Gene Ontology annotation, cellular component: trans-Golgi network; Golgi membrane. Lineage: Eukaryota; Metazoa; Chordata; Actinopteri; Cyprinodontiformes; Poeciliidae.